UGUUCUGUCGUCUCUGUUCAACCAUUCUCUUUUCCGGCAGCCACAAAGAAGGAAGCAUUUUUGCGAGUUCGCGUCCGAAAAAGGCCAAUUUCUGCCCGCGAUCGCGCCCCAAAACCGGCCGGAACCGUUGCGCCCGCCGUCCCGCGUGUGUGCGAUGACCGUUUUACGUUCCGUGCGAGCAUCCAAUUCGCUAGCCGGUUGAGAUGAUUAAAAAAUGAAUGAAGGUGAUUCAGCGGGAGGGCAAAGAGGUCGUAACCUAGCCCUUCCUGCUGGGACUGACCGAAGAAUAUCGAGCAUCAGCAGUGCAGGCCAUUUGCCCACCACCUCACCAAUGUCCCGUUCGCCAGCCGACGACAGACAGCAACAGUUCCAGAAUCUACAGCAGCAGCAGCAUCAGCAGCAAAUGCUCACAAGUCCCAUACAGAACAAAACGAUCCACCAACAGCAACAGUUUGUCAGCACGGUAAAUCUGAUUCCGGGGGCGGCCACGGUCGGCACCGGAAUCACCGUCGGCUAUCAGCAGCAGCAGCAGCAGCAACAGCAAUCCGCCGGUCCGGUCGUCGAAGUGGAACAUGACAUUGCCACGCUCAAGAAAUUGAUUCUCGAGCACAAGUAUAUGAGAUUAAGGAACAUUAAGGAAAAGUACUCUGAACAUGUAGCAGAACUGUUUUUUCUCCAGUCCGGUGGAAGUAUGAUGGAAUAUCCUGUAUGGAGAAAGAAGCCACAUACUCCAGCAUUCGUGAACUUUAUGCGUACAUAUAAGCUAGAGCCCCUAUCGUCCAACCUGGAGGAAGCGGGGGAAAUAUUGAAGCAGCAAUCGAACCGAUCGCUCGCACUCGCCGGUGCCGGUGCGACGACGACGACGAGCCUUCCGCAAGGGGCCGAAAUUAAGAUACCGGGCGUAGGAGCAACUCCCGUAGCCGUGUCGACGCAACUACCGGCCGCCGUGGCUCAGCUGAGUCAGCAAGGCGGCACCCCAAUCAUUCCGGAAACGAUCGGCAUCGGUGGCGGCGGCGCCGGCGGAAUCGCGACGAUCGACCGGAAGAGGCACACCAUUUCCACCACUACCGGCAGCGGUGCCAAUUCGCCUGCGACGGCGCCCACCGUGACGGCAGCAUCGAGCGGCGAGCUUUCUGCGACCAGCAGCACGAGUACCGGAUCAGCAGCAGCAGUGACGACCGCGGCAUCGGCAGCUGGUAGUGGUGGAAGUCUCCAGCAGCAGCAGCAGAAUGGGACGAGCUCGAAUAGCACGACGGCCGGUGGCAACGGUCAGGAUCAGUACACGAACAAGGCCAAGCAGGAGGUGUACGUGAUGCAGCGGAUACAGGAACUGCAGAAAGAGGGCAUGUGGAGCGAGCGGAGACUGCCCAAGGUGCAGGAACCGCCGCGGCCAAAGGCCCACUGGGACUACCUGCUGGAGGAGAUGGUCUGGCUGGCGGCGGAUUUCGCCCAGGAGCGAAAGUGGAAGAAGGCUGCGGCGAAAAAGUGCGCCCGCAUGGUCCAGAAACACUUCCAGGACAAGGCGAUGGCCGCGCAGCGUGCGGAAAAGGCGCAGGAACUGCAGCUGAAGCGAAUCGCCGCGUUCGUCGCCAAAGAGAUCAAAACCUUCUGGGGCAACGUGGAAAAGCUGGUCGAGUACAAGCAGCAAACCAAGCUGGACGAGAAGCGCAAAAAGGCGCUCGAUCAGCAGCUGAGCUUCAUUGUCGAUCAGACGGAAAAGUAUUCCCAGCAGCUGGUCGAAGGCAUGAACAAGACGACGCCAGCGGCGGCGACCGCCACGACGAGCAAAGCCAACAGCUUACAGUCCAGCCGGAUAUCUUCCCCGACGCCCAAGAACACCGCCUCCGACGACGAGUUCAAGCCGGACAGUGAAAACUCGGACGACGACGAAGAAACGAUCGCCAAGGCUGAGGCCGAAGCGACCGGAACCAACGAGGAGGUGGCCGCCCUGCAGAAAGAGUCCGAGAUGGAUCUGGACGACUUUUUGAAGCACCUGCCCAAGGACUACCUCGAGAAUCGGGACAAGAUUGUGCUCUCGGAUCCGGACGAUUCGGAAAAGGAAAGCGAGAGCAACGACAAGGACUUUACCGCCGAUGAGGACAGCGCCGACGAGGAGGACACCAUCAUGGAGCAGGAAAGCAAGGAAAAGAACCAAGAUCACAAGAAGGAAAUCGACGAGUUGAAUGCCGAAAAUGAGAUGAGCAUCGAAGAGUUGAUGGCAAAAUACAACGCGCCGCCACCGCCGCAGGCGAAGAAGAAGGUCGUCGAAAAGAUGGAGGUGGACUCGGAUGACGACCCGGACGAGAAGGAGGGGGAGGAGUCGACGGAAACGGAGCAAGAUUCCGACGAUGAGCCCACGACCUCCGAGGACGAAGAAAUGGACGAGGAAGGCAAAGAUGAGGAGGACGUCGGCCUGAAGAACCUGCUGGACGAUGAGAUGGCCAACAAGAGUCAGAGCGAAAAGGACGAAAUGCUGAACGACGCGGCCGCGAUUGCGGAGAGCAUUCAACCGAAGGGAAACACGCUCUCGUCGACGAGCGUCGUGACGCCGAUUCCGUUCCUGCUGAAGCACACGCUGCGCGAGUACCAGCACAUUGGGUUGGACUGGCUCGUGACGAUGCACGACCGGAAGCUGAACGGAAUCCUGGCGGACGAAAUGGGACUGGGCAAGACGAUUCAAACCAUUUCGCUGUUGGCCCACCUGGCGUGCGUCAAAGCGAACUGGGGACCGCAUCUGAUCAUCGUGCCGUCGUCCGUGAUGCUCAACUGGGAGAUGGAGUUCAAGAAGUGGUGCCCGGGCUUUAAGAUUCUCACGUACUACGGCUCGCAGAAGGAGCGCAAGCUGAAGCGGACCGGCUGGACCAAGGUGAACGCGUUCCACGUGUGCAUCACCUCGUACAAGCUGGUCAUCCAGGACCACCAGAGCUUCCGGCGCAAAAAGUGGAAGUACCUGAUCCUGGACGAGGCGCAGAACAUCAAGAACUUCAAGUCCCAGCGGUGGCAGCUGCUGCUGAACUUCCAGACGGAACAACGCCUGCUGCUGACCGGCACGCCGCUCCAGAACAACCUGAUGGAGCUGUGGUCGCUGAUGCACUUCCUGAUGCCGCACGUGUUCCAGUCGCACCGCGAGUUCAAGGAGUGGUUCUCGAACCCGAUGACCGGUAUGAUUGAAGGCAACUCCGAGUACAACGAGACAAUCAUCAAGCGCCUUCAUAAGGUCCUACGCCCGUUCCUGCUGCGCCGGUUAAAGUCCGAGGUGGAGAAACAGAUGCCAAAGAAGUACGAGCACGUCGUCAUGUGCCGGCUGUCCAAGCGACAGCGGUUUCUCUAUGACGAUUUUAUGAGCCGUGCAAAAACGAGGGAAACGCUCGCCUCGGGCAACCUGCUCAGCGUGAUCAACGUGUUGAUGCAGCUGCGGAAGGUUUGCAACCACCCGAACAUGUUCGAGGAGCGUCCGACGAUCUCGCCGUUCCGGAUGGACGGAAUCAGCUUUCAGACGGCUUCGCUCGUGUACAACAUGCUGAACUACGAUCCGUUCACGCAAAUUGACCUGUCUUCCCUGAACCUGGCGCUGGCCCGGCUCGAGCUGACGCUGUCCGCGUACGUGGCGUACCGGUCGCAGAGGUUGUGCCUGCCGCGGCGUCUGAUCGAGGAGAUUGACGCGACGCCCGAGCCGGCACCGCGCUGUCCCACCGGAAGACUGAAGCUGCACGUGCGGGUGCCGAACGCGCGCGUCCAGGAAACGAUCGGCAGCACCGGCGGCGUACGGGUGGGCACUAGUCCGGCCAUGAAGACUGAAGGAACGCGUUUUGUUCCGCUUGUAAAUUCUUCACUAGUAGUAGAUAGGAAACCGCUGAUCGAGGAGAUCAGCUCACGCCCAGUAACAACGAUUCCGUUGGACGAUCCCGCCUCGGCGUCGUCGUCGUCGUCGUCGUCGAAUGUAAAUUUACGUAAAAGAUGUGAUAUCAAUAGCGGUAGUAGCAGCAGCAGCAGCAGCAUUAGUAGUACACUUAGUAAUAGAACAAGUGCUGGGCACGUAGCGCAGAUUGUGCACACUUCCGCCGGCAGGCAGCUGAUCCUCACGCCGAACGCUAGCGGAGGCCAAGUGAUGAGCACGCUGAUGACGGCGAGCGGUCAACGGCUAACGGUUGUAAACCGGUCACCAGCCGCCCCUCCUCAACGCACGCUCUCGGAACCCGCUGCCCCAGCCUGCAAUCCGAUCUCUUCAACGCUGGCGGCUUCGAUCGUUCAGCAACUCAAACAACACCAUUCCUAUUCAGCCAACCUUACCCCGGAAGAACUGGAGCAGAAGGCACGCACCGAAUUCUACCUGGCCAGUGUGGAGGAAUCGCGGAAAGACCGACGCGGACAGAUCCUCGAACUGCUCGGCCGGAUGAACCAAAAGCGCUGUGACGCGACUCCAAUCUACGGCGAAGACCUGCGCGAUUCCAUCUGUCGACUCGGCGAGGAACCAUUCUCCGACUCCGUUCCCAUAACCGUGCGCGGCGCGUACGAGUGCCGGCAGGUAUGGCGCGCCCCCAGCUGCUGGAGUUUGCCCAACGCGUGCAAGUCGAUCGAACGGCGGGCUCAGGAAUUCCGCGCCGUGUUCGCCAACUUUGUCUGCUAUGUACCUGCGGUUUGUGCUCCGGCACCCAAGCUCCACGUUUCGCAUCCGAGCCCGUCGCGCAGCAACGCCGAACAGGACAAGGACACGCGCAUCACGGACGGGCUCCGGCCGGCACUCCGAAUUCUGCACCCGAUCAUUUCGGCCAUGAGCACGCUGUUCCCCGAUCCCCGGCUGAUCCAGUACGACUGCGGCAAGCUGCAAACGCUGGACCGCCUGCUGAAAGAGCUCAAAUCGGGUGGCCACCGGGUGCUCAUCUUCACCCAAAUGACGCGCAUGCUGGACGUCCUGGAGGCGUUCCUCAACUACCACGGCCACAUCUACCUGCGGCUAGACGGCACGACCAAGGUCGAGCAGCGGCAACUCCUCAUGGAGCGGUUCAACGGGGACAAACGCAUGUUUGUGUUCAUCCUCUCGACCCGGUCCGGCGGCGUCGGCAUCAACCUGACCGGGGCGGACACCGUCAUCUUCUACGACUCCGACUGGAACCCAACCAUGGACGCCCAAGCCCAGGACCGGUGCCACCGGAUAGGACAAACCCGUGACGUGCACAUCUACCGCCUCGUCAGCGAGAAAACCAUCGAAGAAAACAUCCUCAAAAAAGCCAACCAAAAGCGAAUGCUCGGCGACCUGGCCAUCGAGGGUGGCAACUUCACCACAGCCUUCUUCAAAAGCUCCACCAUUCAGGACCUCUUCUCGGUGGACAACGUCGAGGAGGACGCGUCAGCCCGGCUAGCCGAGGUCAUCGAGCGCGACCGCGAACGCAAGGAACGGCUACAGCAGAGCAUGAUCACGCCGAGCAGUUCCAGCGCAGCCGCCACUCCGGCCGCCGUCGAAGAGAGCAAAUCGGCCAUCAACGUGUUCGAGUCGGCACUGGCCGCCGCCGAGGACGAUCAGGACGUGCAGGCGGCCAAGCUGGCGCGGGCCGAAGCGUCCGCCGAGCUGGAAGAGUUUGACGAGAACAUUCCGAUUGAUCAGGUGGCGGCGACGGCGGAUUCGAAGGAGAAGGAACCCGAGCUAAGCAAGGCCGAAAAGGAGGUGCAGAAUUUGAUCAAGCAGCUCAACCCCAUCGAGCGGUACGCGAUGCGCUUCGUCGAGGAGACGGAGGGCACGUGGACGGCGGUGCAGUUGGCCGCCGUCGAGGCGGAGAUCGAACAGCAGAAGCGCGACUGGGAGGCGAACCGGCUGGCGCAGCAGAAGCGCGAGGAGGAAGCGGCCCGCCAGCAGACGGCCGAGGAGAACGAUCUGUUGACGUUCUCGCGCGAGGACGCGACCAACCAGAUUUGGAUAUCGGAUAACACGAUGGAAAAGAUGCCGAUGUGGUGCCCUCCGACGCCACCCCAGGACGACAACGACAUCUACGUUGACUACUCGCUGGGCUUUCUCUACGAGACGGAAGUCAUCCCGGAGGCGCAACUUCCGCCCGUCUACGUCAAGAAGGAGUACAAGCGAAGCCGUUCCGAGGCCGGCUUCUACCCGGACGGACGCCGGCCGGUCAAGAUCCGCAAGGAGGACAAUUACUACGCGCCGCGGUCACUGUUCGAUCGUCCUUCGCCGCAGAUUGCCAAACUGCGGAAGGAUUACAAAAUGCAACGCUACAAGGGCAUCAUCAAGCCGUUCCCAAUGGCGGGCCUGAAGCCGACGAUGCCGGUCAAGCAACUGGUCGAGCCGGAAGGAAUGCCCGAGUGGAUGAUCCACGAGGACAUGUCGAUGCUGAACGUCAUCCAGAACCUGCAGGGACUGCCGCUGAACCUGAUGCUGGUGUCCCCCGGCCACACCCCCAACUGGGACCUCGUUGCGGACAUUGUGAACCAGUGCUCGAGAACGUACCGACUGCCGAAACAGUGCCGGUAUCGGUACGAAGCCGUCGUAAUCCCACGCGAGGAAGGCAAACUGCUCGAAAGUCCAAAGAAGCAGAAAAAGAGCAAAAACCCACUCAAACAGUCCCCACCGAAAGGAAUCCGGGCGAUGCGAACCGCCCAACUCUACACCGGCGACGGAAACAACUCGUACAUCAAGCUGGCGCGACAAAAGUUUGACAACAUCAAGCUAGCGUUCAGCAAAAAGGCGCCCCAAGCGAAGCAAUUGCUCGCGAACCCCUCACUCAAGAACCCCAAACAUGCUGCCGUGCUGGCCGAGUACGGAAUCACAAGCUACGACGCACCCCUGACACCGGUUGAGAUUGCCACGCGCCGCGCCGAACGAAUCUCCAAGGAGAAGCAAAAGAACGCUUCGUUGACGCAAGCCCAAGAACAGAUGGCUCUCCAGCAACAGCAGCAGCAACAGGCUCAACAGCAAGCAGCGGCUGCAGCUGCGGCCGCCCAACAGGUUGCUGCGGCGGCCCAACAAGCCGCAGCAGCCGCCGCUGUCGCUCAACAGCAGCAGCAACAGGCCCAAGCGCAGGCGCAACAGCAAGCACAACAGGUACAGGUGGCCCAACCGGUGCAGGUAGAGUUCACCAGGAAGAUAACCGCCAAAGACAGCACGACGGCGACUAAUGGCAUCUUUGUACUCAACCGACAGGUUGGUGGCCAGCCUCAAGCACAUGUUAUCCAACAGCAGGUUCAGCAGCAAAUACAAAUCCAGCCGCACGUUCAGCAGCACAUUGCGACGUCCGUCGCUGCCGCUAACCAGCAGCAGCAGCAGCAGGUCCAACAGGCCACCAUUGUGGUGUGCGGAGUCGCGACAAACACUUCCCCUGCGGUAGCUACGCUCGUUCAGUCACCAUCGAUGCAGGCGGGUCGCGGCCAACCCGUGGUCAACAUUUGCCCAACUCCGAGCCAGCAGCAGCAGAUUGUGAAGGCAAUCGUGGCGAGCCCCGCCAACCAGAAUCUGCUCGCACAGCAGUUGGCGGUGGCGCAAAGCAACGCCCAGCAGCACGUGUCAGUUGUGUUGACCUCUCCAGUGACGACAAUGUCCGCCAAUCAGGUACAGCUCACUCAGCCUCAGAUCGUGUCCAUCCACCAGUCGACGCCACAAAUCAUCCAAAGCAGUGCGUCGGUCACGCAAGCCUCGGGCACACUCGUACAGACGUUGGCCACGCAGUCGCUGCCGCAGGUUGUGUCCGUUGCGCAGUUGGCCACGGUCGGCACCGUCAUGACCACCGGCAGUCCAAUCCAACAGCCUCAGGUGGCCACACUGACGACGUCGGCACUGAGAGCGCAGCGCAUCGUAGCUCCUCCUGGGACGCUGCAAGAGGUGGUUCUUCACCAACGUUCCGGUUCGCAAAGCCCAACGGUGGUCAGCGUAAGCGGCUUGGGACAAGGUUUGACGCAAGCACAGCUUCAAGCCGGUCAGCUACGGCUUUCGAUGGCGGGUGGGCAGCAAGUGUCUGGCGUCGUAGCCAAGAGUAUCUCCGUUGGAACGGUAACGAGUGCAGGAAAGCCAAUCAACACUUCGCAGUACAUCUACCGUCAACCAAUCCGACAGCAGGUCAAAGUGCUUCAAUCGGGCACGGGGCAACCCGGAACGACAACGGUUCUGCAGCAGGCUGGCGGACAGCAAACUUUGGUCAGUCCCGCCAUCAUCCAGGGCAACAUUAUCCAAACGGGAACCGUCGGUCAGACCGUCCAGGUGCAACAGGUCACCCAGAAGGUGUCCGUAGCUACAGUAAGCUCCUCGUCUGCAGCAACCAUUUCCAGUCAAGCCGGCACGAUUGCCACUGUUCAGGUGGCUCCUGGCCAACAGAGAGCUCAUUUCAUCAAACAGGUCGGAACGAAGCAAAUCACCACGCGACAAGUGACUGAAAACGAAAUGCAACUCAUGGUCAAACGACAGAUCAUAAGCCAACAGCACAAGCAGCAACUGCUGCCACAAACACAAAUCUUCGCUCCCGCAAAUCUGCAAGUCCAACAGGCUGGCACAUCCGGUCAACAGAUUGCGACGUUGGUGAAGACCUCCAGCGGAACGGCAGUGGCCGCCACCGGAAUGACGCUGUCGCAGGUGAAACCCGGCCAGAUCAAAACCAUUAGCAAUCAGAGCCAGGUUCGCCACCUGCAGCUUCAGCAGCAAAUCUUGGCAGCCCAGCAACGCAAGGGAGGCGGCAAAAUGACCCAAAUCACCCAGAUGGCCGGCAAGGCAGGUCAACCGACGCAACUGUUUGUGCAAGGCCCGAAGAAUCUGCCCGCUGGUACGGUCACCGUGCAGCAGAUUAUUCGGCACGCCCAGCCCAACUCGCUGACCGCUGGCGGUCAAAUUGUGCUGAAUAAAAGCCGGGUCAUCCCGGUGUCCGUUUCGCAGCAGGGCAACCAGCGGCAAACGAUUCAAGUUGUAACGGCCACUUCGGCCGCCCAAGCCAUUGCCGCCAGCAACAUGCGAACGCACGUGCCGUCGUCGAACACCGUCGUCAACACGAUCAAGGUCGCUGCCGGUGCCACUCCGGCCCAACAGCAGCAAGCGAUUCUGACGGCCCUCCAGAACCAGCAAAACCAACAACGGGCAAACGCCAGUCCCGUUCGACUGCAAACCUCCAGCGGAUCGCUCGUGGCCGUCACGGUGCAGCAGCCCCAGUCGGUGGCCUCGGCGGCAAACCAACAGCAGCAGCAGCAACAGGACCAAAUUACGUCGGUUACGGUUGCUCAAGGGGCAGCUCAGCUGGCCACCAGUCAGCAGCAGGUGCUGCAAAUCCAAGCCCAACCGCAGCAGAUUAUAACGUCGGCAAGCGACGGAACCAAUUCUGGGAUAGUGCAGCAACAACAGCAGCAGCAACAAGUUAGUAUGAUUAAAAAGAAACAAUCUCCUAGCGGAAAGUAGUGGUUGAUCGGGAAGAAUUGAGUGGGCGAUCUCUCUAAUAUCUUUGUGAAGUAUUGAUAGCUACUUAAGAUUAAUCACAUAAAUAUAACGCAAAGUUUUUAAAUGUUGUUGUUCAUCCAAACAAAAUAUUCAAACAUCAUUUUUUCGGGGUGAAGAAAUCUAAUUUAUUUGCAAUCCAAGUCCAAGGACACAAAGUAUGUUUUUUUGCGAAACGAUUCAUGUAAAAAUUCUCUUAUUUAUAGGUCUAAAUAGAUACACAAAAGCUCUGAAAAUA
Molecule: messenger RNA, 9650 nt
Organism: Culex quinquefasciatus (southern house mosquito)
Lineage: Eukaryota; Metazoa; Arthropoda; Insecta; Diptera; Culicidae
Gene: dom
Product: helicase domino
Exons: 15
Coding region: 215-9376 (3053 amino acids)
Cellular component (GO): Swr1 complex
Molecular function (GO): histone binding; ATP hydrolysis activity; ATP-dependent chromatin remodeler activity
Source: RefSeq, a predicted model, not a curated record